GACGCCUCCAUGACUGCACGCAACCCGCAACAGCUGCUUGCAUUUAGGGGGUUUAAUUUAAAACGUCUUUUUGAUAUUAUUCUGAUGCUGGAUUUAUUCGAACAAUGCAGCCCCGAAGUUUUGGAGUUGAACAAACUAUUUGGAUAGAGAAGUUACGUUGCCCGUACGGUCUUGGAAACUCUAGUCUGGAUUGGUUUGCGUAAAAAUUGAAACGUCUUCUAUCCCCGUUAUUCUGUCAACAUCUGGAUUAGCCAUUCGAUGACAUGACAAAUAUUAUUUUUGAAUUUCCUUAAUUCUAUGUGAUCAUUUCGUUUUCCCUAUAUGAUAUUGUGUGGACACUUAUCCUGGAUUUUUGCUUUUUUGGAUACCCCUGAGUUCUGCAUGUAGAUUAUGCAUUCUUUAGGAUGGGUGCGAACAAUGGGAAACAGUAUGGAAGUGAGGGUAAAGGUAGCUCCAGCAUCUCCUCUGACAUUAGUUCGAGUACGGAUCACACACCGACCAAAGCUCCAAAGAAUGUGGCUACCGCCGAAGACUCAGACCGCAGCACACGGACAUUGAGCACCCCCAGCCCUGGCCUCAUCCUGCCCCCAAAGUCCCCCUCCCUCUCCUCCCCAGCCCUAUCCAUCAAUGGCCAUGAGUCCACCUCCCCCUCUGGCUCUGCAGAGACCGUAGCCAUGGUGCACCCCCAGCCAGGCACCCAGACCCGUUCCCGCCAAUCUAAAGGUCACCACUACGCCCCCAUCGACCUCCUCCCUGAUCAUGUCCUUCUGCAGAUCCUCUCUCACCUGCCCACCAAUCAGCUGUGCUGCUGUGCACGGGUGUGCCGGCGCUGGUACAACAUGGCGUGGGACCCGCGCCUGUGGAGCACCGUGCGUCUGACAGGCGAGCUGCUCCAUGCCGACCGUGCCCUGAGGGUGCUGACCCACCGGCUGUGUCAGGACACCCCCAACGUGUGUCUGACCCUGGAGACAGUGGUGGCCAGCGGCUGCCGGAGGCUCACUGACCGGGGGCUGCAUGUGGUGGCUCAGUGCUGCCCGGAGCUGCGCCGACUAGAGGUGGCCGGCUGCUACAACAUCUCCAACGAGGCCGUGUUCGAGGUGGUUUCCCGUUGCCCCAACCUGGAGCACCUCAACGUCUCAGGCUGUUCCAAGGUGACCUGCAUCAGCCUCACCCAGGAGGCUUCAGUCCAGCUCUCUCCACUGCAUGGCCAGCAGAUCUCCAUCCACUACCUGGACAUGACUGACUGUUUUUCCCUGGAGGACCAGGGCCUCCGCACCAUUGCCUCCCACUGCCCCCGCCUCACACACCUCUACCUGCGGCGCUGUACACGUCUCACUGACGAAGCCCUGCGCCACCUGGCUCUGCACUGCCCCUCCGUCAGGGAGCUCAGCCUCAGCGACUGCCGCCUGGUGGGGGACUUCGGCCUGCGCGAGGUGGCCCGCCUGGAGGGCUGCCUGCGCUACCUGAGUGUGGCCCACUGCGGCCGCAUCACUGACGUGGGGGUGCGCUAUGUGGCUCGCUACUGCCCGCGGCUCCGCUACCUGAACGCGCGGGGAUGCGAGGGCCUCACGGACCACGGCCUGGGCCACUUGGCCAGGAGCUGCCCCAAGCUCAAGUCCCUGGACGUAGGAAAGUGCCCGUUGGUGUCAGACAGCGGGCUGGAGCAGCUGGCACUGUAUUGCCAGGGCCUGAGGAGGCUGAGCCUGAGGGCGUGCGAGAGCGUGACGGGUCGAGGGCUACGGGCCAUAGCCGCAAACUGCUGCGAGCUGCAGCUGCUCAACGUACAGGACUGUGAGGUGUCGCCAGAGGCACUGCGAUUCGUUAGGCGCCACUGCAGACGCUGCGUCAUAGAGCACACGAACCCCGGGUUCUUCUGAGAGAGGGAUAACUGGAUUCACCUUCUGACAAAUGGAUAUGUUUAAAUUCCUGCUCUGGGGUUGACCAAGAAGAGGGCUGAGUUGUCAGGACUAGUUGGAAAUGGUGUGCAAUAUCCACUUGUGUUUUUUUUUAAAUGUUAUUUGCAUGGUUAAUAAUGCUGUUCUUUGCAUACACACAUGGAAUGUAUUUAACAUAUUUAUCUGUAAAAAGGGAGGCAAAUGUUUAAAUGUAUUAGAACUUGUUUGGUAUUCCUCUCACGUCACGUUUCGGAUGUAACAUUUGUUAUGCAAUAACGUUGAGCACUGGGUACAGAUUCAUUUUGAAUGCCUUCUCUUUACCUGUGUCCAUCUUUUGUGCUUCAUUUCAUCAACUUUAAGGAGACAGGUCUUCACCAUUACAUUGUACACAUUUCUUUUUACGCAGGAAGUUAUUCCAAACCACUAUGAAUGUAUCACUAGUUAGCUAACCCAAUAACCAGCAUAUCUGGUGACUUCUUUCAACCGUGUUCAAAUCCAGUAGGAAGAUAGGUGUAUCUUUGUCAGUCUUAAGUGCUUAUAAUGUAUUUUUUUGUAUUUUGUGUGCAUAUGUACUUUAUCAAAUCUAAUAGACAAUCACUUCAAUUGAGCUCAAUGGUUUCAUGCGUUUUGACUAUUUUAUCUUGCAAAGUACAGUGUAUAGACUCAGUGUAUAGACUCAGUGUAUAGACUCAGUGUAUAGACUCAGUGCACAACUAUGUUUUACUACCAAAUGGAAAACAAAAGGAUUGGUAUUCUUUUGACCAGGAACAUGUUGCUGCUACAAUUAUUCUAAUAAAUGGCUUUGUAAUAAACAAUUCUUCAACCAUCAGGACAUAUUUUUCACUUGAAAUGAAGUGAAAAUAGCCACGAGACGUGACGCUCAUGUGGAAAUGAGUAUGCACGAAGUUCAUUUGUAGUAGCACUCGCUAUUUAGGGCCAUUCAGGUGCUUGAAAAAUAAAUACGGGUGCUACCAUAGGUGGCAUGCUACCAUAUACGAUAUCAUACACUAUAUACGGUAACUUAACUGACAGAGGGAGAAGCAGAGAGAGUGCGAGAGAUUAUCAGUUGAGAUGUUAACCAAAGGUCAUUGUUCUGUGUGUGUCUGCGCAUGUGUGACAACACUUCACAACACGCUUCCUGUUUAUUCAUUCCAUUGCUGUACCAUGUUACCUCAUAUGGUAAGGACCCUGUCACCGCAACUUUGGCCACGCCCCUGUGGGGUUGUGUUCCUGUUAUAACACACUGACAAAGAAGAGUAGAGUUACAUUUGAGUACCUGAGUUAAAGUGUUAAACAGUUGUAAUUUUCACUGUCUUGUAUUGUAGCUACAUGUCUUCUUCUCUGUUCUUCUGUUAUGUUUAAGUAGAAAUUGGGAUUUCAAUCACUGACUGACAACCAAUGACAAUUAACACUGAUAGUAUUUUACCACCUGUGUACAAGUAAGCUGAGCUAAUUAAGAGCAAUCAAUGGUUUGUGUAUGUGAGUUUGUGCGUGUUUAUGAUUGAUUUGAAUGCCUAUGUAAUGUAUGUGAAAAUAACAGCCACGAUGAACCAA
Messenger RNA from Coregonus clupeaformis (lake whitefish), 3449 nucleotides. Its product is annotated as F-box/LRR-repeat protein 7-like. Gene Ontology annotation, cellular component: SCF ubiquitin ligase complex. Gene Ontology annotation, molecular function: protein binding. The transcript has 4 exons. The record is from RefSeq and is a predicted model, not a curated record. Bases 405 to 1877 code for a protein of 490 amino acids. Gene Ontology annotation, biological process: SCF-dependent proteasomal ubiquitin-dependent protein catabolic process. NCBI's taxonomy places the organism in Eukaryota, Metazoa, Chordata, Actinopteri, Salmoniformes, Salmonidae.